Messenger RNA from Rhizopus microsporus ATCC 52813, 1571 nucleotides. Its product is annotated as Bet v1-like protein. The record is from RefSeq and is a predicted model, not a curated record. Bases 279 to 1139 code for a protein of 286 amino acids. Lineage: Eukaryota; Fungi; Mucoromycota; Mucoromycetes; Mucorales; Rhizopodaceae. The transcript has 3 exons. Gene Ontology annotation, molecular function: lipid binding.
UGCAUCUUAAAAGAGAGAGAACAAGCUUUGAACAAAAUGAUGGAAUAGAAAGCAUCAAACAUAUAAUAACCUUUUUUCUCCUUUAUAUGUUUGUUUCUUUUUGUGAUUGUUUUAAUACAAACAAUUAACUACAGGAACACGACACAACGACCUCCACUCUUUUAUUUUUACCCCGCAAAAAGUACUACCUCAAAUGACAUCAAAAUUCAAUCUAUUUAAACACACGUUUUUUCUUGCUUUUUUUUUCAUUUCUUUUCUUUUCUUUUUUAUUUUAAACAAUGUCUACUAGUCCACACACUGAAAAAGCUCAUCAAGCCUUGUCCAGCUUGAAAGAACUCGCCUCUACCACUGACGGCUGGACCUUUGUCCAAGAAAAAGAAGGUGUCAAGCUUUAUAACAAGACGGUCGAGGGUAGUCCUAUUCCUCUUGUCCGCGGUGACAUUGUCAUCGAAGGUGAUCAAUAUACCCCACAACAACUCUUGGCUGUUUGUACAUUCCCUGGAUGCAGAAAGAUUUGGGACGAAAAGUACGAUACCUCAGAAAUUAAGCAAUUAUAUAACAGAUUUGAAUCCUUAUUCUGGACAAAGUUAAAGACACCAUGGCCCAUCAGUCCUCGUGAUAUCGCAGGUACCUCAUUGCGUGAAACCUCAGAUAAUGGAGGCUAUAUCGUCUUGACCUCUGUCACUGAUCCUCAGAUCCCUGAAAACUCUGGUGUUGUUCGUGCCAACUUGAUCCUCUCUGGUUGGAAAGUUGAAAAGACAAGCACCGGUAUUUCCAUUGUUUAUAUUACACAAAUAGAUUUGGCUGGUUCCAUUCCUACUUCCUUCUUGAAGACUGUCCAACAACAGGUCCCUCUUUGUGCUGGUAAGGUCGUCAAGUAUAUUAAAGAUUUCGGAUAUCCCCCUCUUUGCUUGGACGCUACAGCCACUUUCAAGAAGGAAUCAUUUGAUCAUGGCAAGAGAGAAUAUACAGCCGAAUUGGAUGGUGAAGGUGAGGCUAAGUGGUCUUACUCAAAGCAAAUGUAUCCUGGUGGCGUCAGAGUCCAUGUAUCUGGCAAUGGAUCUGUUGAAGUUGUUAAUCAUGAAAUUAUUCUCAAGGGAGUCAAUGGUCCUGCCACUGUUACGAUCACCAAGUCUUAAAUAAAAAAAAAGUGACUAGUUUAUUUAAGUUUCGUUUUGCUUAUUUUUGAGGUACACUGGAUGAUGAUUUUCGGACUGUGAUAUACCAUAUCUGUAGUCUAGCUGUAACAAGUAAAGACUAGUUUACUUUUAAGGGCAGGCUAAACAUUCAAAAAAAAAAGCUGUUUGAUUCAAUAAGAACAAAAUGUUUAUUUCAAAGAUAAGAAUAAAAAAGUUGAUAUCGUUCAAGUGUGAGUGAAAAAUGAUAGAAAAAAAGAGGGGGGAAACGCAUCAACCAGAUUUGAUAAAAAAAAACUGUGUUUUCUUUGCAGAAAAGCAAAGCCAUUGUGAGCUCCUCAUUAAACCCUAUCUAAAUUUAUUGAAAAAAUUAAUACAAUAUUAAAUGCAGAAUUCUAUUGUGAGAUUCAUAUGUGGUCAACUUGUUCGAUAAAG